ACUGAGUGGCCAGAUACGUCCCGCGAGUCCAGACUACGUGAGAGAAGGCGCGCUGUAUUGCGCGGACAUCUUCACUCACUCACUCACUCACUGACACACGCACGCACUCACGCACUCACGCACUCACGCACGCACGCACGCACACACGCACGCAGGCAUGCGCACAAAACUUGCUCACCCCAUUUACACCCCGUGUGUCUGUAGAGUGGACCCCGCGCGUGCGUGGAGUGUGAGGACGUCAUAAGUUUGGUGACUUCACAAUCCAGAAAAAAAUCCUUGGAACUGGCUAUACCAAGAGGAAAUCUGACGUCAUCAUUUGACAAUCAGGUCACGGAAAAAGAAUAGAAAAAACAAACAGACAAACAAACAAACCAACAAACAAAAACCAUAAUAUCAAAAACAAACAAAUACCCACAAAAAAUCCAAUAAAGAGCAAUUUAACAACCGAAAACGAUGCCCUCCCUAACCGUUGACUUCCGAUCUGUUUCUAGUGCGAAGAAAUCGUGACCUGUUCUUCCUGGUUUUUAUUUCGCAGCAGGGGAUGAGAGCAACUCACACUUUUCACUCCAAAAGACGUCAACAGGAGCUAGCUUACUGUUCGCCAUUCAUUCGUAGAAUUUGAGAGUGGCUCAAAAUAAUCACACCUCAUCACACCAUCAGAACCCCCCACACUCAGUUCACUCGGUAUAGUAGGCCCCCACAUGAGCUGCUGCUGUUAUCGAAUAGAACAAAAUUUGCAAGCGAGUUUAGAAAGAAAAUAUUCUAUAGUUCUGUGUGGAAGAACUCUUUGACGUUUCCAUUGAUUUGUCCAAGUCUAUGAGCCUGCCUGGAUUUGUACGAGUGACUGAUUGGCAAACUGUUAUUGCUUCAGCAGCUGCCUGAGAUGCAGUGACAUCAGACCGUACCACUUGCCCCUGAUUGACCAUGGAUCUCAGCACCCUCCUGCUGCUGGUGGCGUGGCCCGUCGCCAUAGCGACCAAGUCCUCGCACGGCCACCGAGUCAUCGUAAAGACGGACAAAGGGCUGGUGCAGGGCCGCUCUCAUUACGUGCACGGCAAGAAGGUGGAUGUGUUCUAUGGCAUCCCUUACGCCAGGCCGCCCCUAGGCGAGCUACGGUUCCUCCACCCCGAGCAGCUGGACCCGUGGGAUGGAGUGCUGGACGCCACCACCAAGCCCAACUGCUGCAUGCAAGUGCCGGACUACACGUUCGGCAACUUCUCAGGCUCAACUGUCUGGAACUCCAACACACCGGCCAGCGAAGAUUGCCUAUACCUGAACGUGUGGGCCCCCCGGGUUCGAGCCCCGUACGCUAACAAGGCAGUGCUUGUGUGGAUCUAUGGCGGCUCCUUCAUGACGGGCUCCUCCGUGCUAGACGUGUACGACGCUAGCCACCUGGCGGCGGAACAUGACGUGGUGGUCGUGUCUAUGCAGUUCAGCAACAGGGACUGCCUCUCCCGUGUGGGUCUGUUCAUCCACAGCAACAGGGACUGCCUCUCCCGUGUUCUGCCCAGGAUGGUGGGGAAGUCAGGGAGCCGGGAGACAGAGGAGAGGCCGUUCCUUCCUCCCUGCCGAGUGUGUGGAGACAGGGCAGCCGGAUUCCACUACGGAGUCAACACCUGUGAGGCCUGCAAGGGUUUCUUCCAUCGCAGUCUGCGGAGAUACAAAGAGUACAAAUGUCGGGCGAACCGGACUUCUGGUUACUGCGACUACAAGCCUGGCAAGCGGAAGUCAUGCCAGUACUGUCGCUUUCAGAAGUGUCUCAAUGCUGGCAUGUCUAAAGAUGGUUAG
Molecule: messenger RNA, 1788 nt
Organism: Aplysia californica (California sea hare)
Lineage: Eukaryota; Metazoa; Mollusca; Gastropoda; Aplysiida; Aplysiidae
Product: acetylcholinesterase-like
Exons: 8
Coding region: 925-1788 (287 amino acids)
Biological process (GO): choline metabolic process; regulation of DNA-templated transcription; acetylcholine catabolic process
Cellular component (GO): plasma membrane
Molecular function (GO): sequence-specific DNA binding; zinc ion binding; acetylcholinesterase activity
Source: RefSeq, a predicted model, not a curated record